This is a messenger RNA of Dictyostelium discoideum AX4, 354 nucleotides long. RefSeq lists its product as hypothetical. The record is from RefSeq and is a predicted model, not a curated record. The transcript has 2 exons. Bases 1 to 354 code for a protein of 117 amino acids. NCBI's taxonomy places the organism in Eukaryota, Evosea, Eumycetozoa, Dictyosteliales, Dictyosteliaceae.
AUGCAUUUUCCAAUUCUUAAUGGAUCAGCUUUAUUUACAUCUUCUUUUUUUGAAUCUAAAGUCAUUGGAGCUCUUAGAAUUUUUAAUAAUACUAGUUUAAAAGUGUGGAAAAAUUAUCAUGAAAUUUUAGAAGAAAAAAAUAAUAAAUUAGUAAAUCAUACACAACAUAAAAUAAACAACAUUGCCACAGAAGAAACAAUUGAUGAUACAACUUCAAGUAAUCAAAGUGAGCCAAGUAAGCCAAGCAAGCCAAGUAAGCCAAGUGAGCCAAGUGAACCAAGUGAGCCAAGUGAACCUGUUAAUGCAACUACAACAAUAGAAGGUAAAAAAAGAAAAUACACAAAAAAAAAAUAA